CCCCGGGCUGGCUAUAAAGGCCGCUUCCUUUCUAGGGUAAUUUCUCGCGUCUCGUUUGCAUUUCCGCUCUGCCCCCACUCUCAUCGCGACGGCCUGCUCUCUUCUCUGACUGAGGAAAGCAGCCAUGAGGGAGAUCCUGCACAUCCAGGGCGGCCAGUGCGGGAACCAGAUCGGCUCCAAGUUCUGGGAGGUGGUCUGCGACGAGCACGGCAUCGACCCCACCGGCCGCUACGUCGGCACCGCCGACCUCCAGCUCGAGCGCGUCAACGUCUACUACAAUGAGGCCUCAUGCGGCCGCUUCGUGCCCCGCGCCGUGCUCAUGGACCUCGAGCCAGGCACCAUGGACAGCGUCCGCACAGGGCCAUACGGCCAGAUCUUCCGCCCCGACAACUUCGUCUUCGGCCAGUCCGGCGCAGGCAACAACUGGGCCAAGGGCCACUACACCGAGGGAGCCGAGCUCAUCGACUCCGUGAUGGAUGUCGUCAGGAAGGAGGCGGAGAACUGCGACUGUCUCCAAGGUUUCCAAGUUUGUCAUUCCCUGGGAGGAGGAACUGGGUCUGGAAUGGGCACACUCUUGAUCUCCAAGAUCAGGGAGGAGUACCCUGACAGGAUGAUGCUCACAUUUUCUGUCUUCCCUUCACCAAAGGUCUCAGAUACAGUUGUUGAGCCAUAUAACGCUACACUCUCUGUCCAUCAGUUGGUUGAGAAUGCCGAUGAGUGUAUGGUUCUUGACAAUGAGGCGCUUUAUGACAUCUGCUUCCGUACCCUGAAGCUGACCACUCCCAGCUUUGGAGACCUGAACCACUUGAUCAGUGCGACAAUGAGCGGUGUCACAUGCUGCCUUCGCUUCCCAGGACAGCUGAACUCUGAUCUCCGGAAACUUGCAGUCAACUUGAUCCCGUUCCCAAGGCUUCACUUCUUCAUGGUUGGCUUUGCGCCACUCACCUCCCGUGGCUCCCAGAUGUACCGUGCCCUCACCGUUCCUGAGCUCACUCAGCAAAUGUGGGACUCGAAGAACAUGAUGUGCGCUGCUGACCCGCGCCACGGUCGUUACCUGACAGCCUCUGCUAUGUUCCGUGGGAAGAUGAGCACCAAGGAGGUUGACGAGCAGAUGAUCAAUGUGCAGAACAAGAACUCGUCAUACUUUGUGGAGUGGAUCCCACACAACGUCAAGUCCAGCGUCUGUGACAUCCCUCCGCGUGGUCUCUCCAUGUCCUCCACCUUUGUCGGCAACUCGACCUCCAUCCAGGAGAUGUUCCGCCGUGUGAGCGAGCAGUUCACGGCUAUGUUCAGGAGGAAGGCUUUCUUGCAUUGGUACACAGGUGAGGGCAUGGACGAGAUGGAGUUCACUGAAGCUGAGAGCAACAUGAACGACCUGGUCUCUGAGUACCAGCAGUAUCAGGAUGCGACAGCAGACGAGGAGGGUGAGUAUGAGGAUGAAGAGGAGGCGAUCCAGGAUGAGUAAGUGGUUGAAGCUGCCAGAUUGCCUGUUGUAUAAUUACCCUCUGAAUCUGCCGUUCUUUAAGCUGCCGUAUGUUUGGUUAUGCUAUGCCUAUAUGUUGAGUAUGUAGUACCGCCGUGGUAGCUUACUACCGCUACCAGACGGGACAUGUUUUCUGCCUAUUCUGUAUUGCUGUCGCAUAUAUGGAAAGAGUAUUUGCUGAAAA
Lolium rigidum is the source of this 1667-nucleotide messenger RNA. Its product is annotated as tubulin beta-4 chain-like. Gene Ontology annotation, cellular component: microtubule; cytoplasm. Gene Ontology annotation, molecular function: GTP binding; GTPase activity; structural constituent of cytoskeleton. Bases 125 to 1465 code for a protein of 446 amino acids. Gene Ontology annotation, biological process: mitotic cell cycle; microtubule cytoskeleton organization. The record is from RefSeq and is a predicted model, not a curated record. NCBI's taxonomy places the organism in Eukaryota, Viridiplantae, Streptophyta, Magnoliopsida, Poales, Poaceae. The transcript has 4 exons.